Molecule: messenger RNA, 2700 nt
Organism: Canariomyces notabilis
Lineage: Eukaryota; Fungi; Ascomycota; Sordariomycetes; Sordariales; Chaetomiaceae
Product: DEAD-domain-containing protein
Exons: 2
Coding region: 108-2657 (849 amino acids)
Biological process (GO): rRNA processing
Cellular component (GO): nucleus
Molecular function (GO): nucleic acid binding; ATP binding
Source: RefSeq, a predicted model, not a curated record
GAAUUCCUCUCCGCCAAAAUUUUCUGGACGACCAAGGUGCUCGACUCUGGCGACGUUGGACGGCGACCCCGGCUACAACACGAGCGGCAUUCAGCGGAGACGGCAGCAUGGCAGCAGGCGGUGCCAAAAGAGGGACUGGCCAGCGCGCAAAGCCGGUACCCAAGAGAUCAGACUUGAAGUCCCUGAAGAGAAAGCGGGAGCAAGAAGAUCUUGGGAAGCUCAGAGAGGCUGUCAAUCAGUUGGACCCAAAGUCGCCCGACAUCAAGAAAUUCAGCGACCUGCCUCUCUGCGAAGCCACCGCCUCCGGCUUGCGCGCCUCCCACUUCGAAGUCCUCACCGAUGUUCAACGAGCGGCGAUUCCCUUGGCCCUCAAGGGCAACGAUGUGCUCGGGGCCGCCAAAACCGGCAGUGGCAAGACGCUCGCCUUCCUCGUCCCCGUCCUCGAGAAGCUCUACCAGGCCCAAUGGACCGAAUACGACGGGCUCGGCGCGCUCAUCAUCAGUCCCACCCGCGAACUGGCCGUUCAGAUCUUCGAGGUGCUGCGGAAGAUUGGGCGAAAUCAUUACUUCUCGGCUGGCUUAGUCAUUGGAGGCAAGAGCCUGAAAGAGGAGGCUGAAAGGUUAGGGCGCAUGAACAUCCUGGUGUGCACUCCAGGCCGGAUGCUGCAACAUUUGGAUCAAACAGCCGGUUUCGACGUGAACAAUCUGCAGAUUCUUGUUCUUGAUGAGGCGGACCGCAUCAUGGACAUGGGUUUCCAGUCGGCCGUCGAUGCCCUGGUCGAGCAUCUCCCCAAGACCAGGCAGACUCUCCUAUUUUCCGCCACACAGAGCAAGAGAGUGUCGGACCUCGCGCGAUUGAGUUUGAAGGAUCCUGAAUACGUGUCCGUGCAUGAAGCUGCGCCGACUGCCACUCCCUCGACACUACAGCAAUCCUAUAUCGUCACACCUUUGACCGAGAAACUCGACACGCUUUGGGGCUUUCUGCGCACCAAUCUGAAGAGCAAGAUCAUUGUGUUCCUUUCGUCAGGCAAGCAGGUCCGGUUUGUGUACGAGAGCUUCAAGCGUAUGCAGCCCGGUAUUCCGCUCCUCCACCUUCAUGGACGGCAGAAGCAAGUGGCGCGGAUGGAGAUUACGUCCCGGUUCGCCUCUGCAAAGUACUCCUGCCUGUUCGCCACCGACGUCGUCGCAAGAGGUGUAGACUUUCCCGCUGUCGACUGGGUUAUCCAGGUCGACUGCCCGGAAGACGCCGAUACCUACAUCCACCGGGUCGGAAGGACAGCUCGGUAUGAGAGCAAAGGCCGGGCGGUCUUGUUUCUGGAGCCAAGCGAGGUGGACGGCUUCCUGAAACGGCUGGAGCACAAAAAGGUGCCGAUACAAAAAGUGAACGUCCGUGAGAAGAAAAAGAAGAGCAUCAAAAAUGAACUGCAAAGCCUGUGUUUCCAGUCUGCCGACCUGAAAUACCUCGGCCAAAAGGCCUUCAUCUCCUACACCCGCUCCAUCUACCUACAAAAAGACAAAGAAGUCUUUAAAUUCGAUGAACUAGACCUCGAUGGCUUCGCCGAAUCCCUCGGCCUCCCGGGGACACCCCAGAUCAAGUUCCAAAAAGGCGAAGACGUCAAACGGCUCAAGAACGCCUCCCGAGCCGCCAUGUCUAGCGACUCCGACACGGAUUCCGAUGGCGAAGGUGGGAAACGCAAAAAGGACCAAGUCCGAACCAAGUACCAAAAGAUGGCCGAGCGUCAGAACCAAGACGUCCUCUCCUCCCACUACCGCAAGCUUCUCGGCGAAGACCAAGCCCAGUCCGACGACGACGAAGCUGGCUUCCUCUCCGUAAAACGCGUCCUGGACGGCGACGACCAGCUCGACGCAGCCGCCGGAGGGGGCACCGCCAAUGGCAACAACAACACCAACUCCACCUCCUCCGACCCCAACCAACAACAACAACAACAACCAAAGGUCGUCAAACUCGGCAAGUCAGAGCUGGUAAUCGACUCGCAUCGCCGCGAGAAACUGCUCAAGUCCAAAAAGAAACUGUCCAAGUACAUGGAAAAGGGCAGCAAGCUCGUCUUUGACGACGAGGGCAACGCCCACCCCAUUUACGAAUUACAAGGCGAAGACGACUUCAAGCGCGAGGGCCCCGCCGAGCAGCUGCGGCGUGAAUUUGUUGAGUCCGAGACGGUCAAGGUCCGCGAGGCCGACGUCGAGGACAAGCAGUUAGCCAAGCAACGGCGCAAGGAGAAGCGCGAGCGGCAAAAGGCCAGGGAGCGCGAGGAGAGGUUGGCGCUGGGUCAGGCUGCUGCUGGUGCUGGUGCGGGUGCGCAGCUGGAGGUUGCUAGUGGUGAUGAGGCUGCUGCGGAGGAUCCCCUUGCGCUGCUCAGGUCGUUGCCUAUUGCCGGGCAGUAUCAGUAUCAGAACGAUGAAAGUGGUGGGGAGGAGGGAGGAGGGGAGGAGGAGGAGGAGGAGGAGAGGGAGCCGCCUAGGAAGAAGGUGAAGAAGUGGUUUCAGAGUGAUUCUGAGGAGGAGGAAGGGGGGAGAGAGAAGAGUAAGAAGACGAAGAAGAAGAAGAAGGAUGGUGGGAGGAAGGUUAUUGAAAUGGAUCAUGAGCCGGAUAAUUUGGAGGAUUUGGAGAAGCUGGCUGCUGGGUUGCUUGAGGAUUGAGUCUGAGCUGUACCCGACUACGUCGGUUAUCAUUAGAGGAGAU